AUGACGCCUGUUGUCCCGACCCCAGCCAAGCAGUCAGUCGCCUACCCGGUCAGUGGUGGUGGUUGCUGCCUGCGACGGGCGCUGGUUGGAUGGUUGGUUCGUAGCCAGUGGGCCAAGGACGCCAAUCUAGAGCUAGCUGCGACGAACCCUGAACUGGCCGGGCUGGCUCAGCAAAAGCGAACCAAUCCCCCAACGCGACUGGCCAAAUUAGCCCGGCUGGCUUGGCCUGCGUUUGCCAAAGCCAAACCCCAGAUGGGCCGUGCGACGAACCCCGGAGCCUCUUGA
Molecule: messenger RNA, 285 nt
Organism: Akanthomyces muscarius
Lineage: Eukaryota; Fungi; Ascomycota; Sordariomycetes; Hypocreales; Cordycipitaceae
Exons: 2
Coding region: 1-285 (94 amino acids)
Source: RefSeq, a predicted model, not a curated record